UGUCGUCAUCGUCGGUUCCCCUGGGUGAGGCGGGGAGAAGGAGAGCCCCUUUACAGCCAGCAUUUCCCGUCCCUUUUCAGCGGGGCGGUUCUCGUCCCCCUCACUCGGUCCAGGAAGGGGUGUGUGGCCAUGGCAAGGAUGGUUUUAGGGGUGUCAAAUAGGCUUUAACCCCGCCCCCCAGACCUUAACUCCCUGCGAGAGGAGCUGGAGGCUGGUGCUCUCCAAAAUUGGGUCCGCGGCGAGGGGCCCGCAUCUCGAAAGCUGCAGCUGCAAAGGGAUGAUUUUGGGAUUGGCUUGCAAAAUAAAACAGCAGCAGCCUUUCCUCACCCCUCGAUAUAUGAAUGUUGCCUUGGAGAAGUGGGAACAGCGGAUCUCCUUGCUUGAGACUGCAGUCCACGUUGUGACUGAGGACGCCUUUUCUUGCUGUCAAGUGGAAUGUCAUGGCCAGCUCCUCGGACAGUGAAGAUGACAGUUUCAUGGCUGUGGACCAAGAAGAAACUGUGCUGGAAGGGACAAUGGAGCAAGACGAGGACCCCCACCCAGUACUGGAUGUUGAGGAGCCUAGACAUGACAGAUCCAUGUCUGAGCUGCCAGAAGAGGUCUUGGAGUAUAUCCUGUCCUUUCUCUCACCGUAUCAGGAACAUAAAACCGCAGCCCUUGUCUGCAAACAGUGGUAUCGACUUAUCAAAGGUGUGGCCCACCAGUGUUACCAUGGUUUCAUGAAGGCUGUCCAGGAAGGAAACAUUCAGUGGGAGAGCCGGACUUAUCCUUAUCCUGGAACCCCAAUCACUCAGCGGUUUUCACACAGUGCAUGCUAUUAUGAUGCUAAUCAGUCUAUGUAUGUGUUUGGAGGCUGUACCCAGAGCAGCUGCAAUGCUGCCUUCAACGAUCUCUGGAGACUUGACCUCAAUAGCAAAGAAUGGAUCAGACCUCUGGCUUCAGGGUCCUACCCUUCCCCAAAGGCCGGAGCAACCCUGGUCGUGUACAAGGACCUGCUAGUGCUCUUUGGUGGCUGGACACGGCCAAGCCCUUAUCCUCUACACCAACCGGAGAGAUUCUUUGAUGAAAUACACACCUACUCGCCCUCUAAAAACUGGUGGAAUUGCAUUGUGACAACCCAUGGGCCACCUCCCAUGGCUGGCCACUCCUCCUGUGUGAUAGAUGAUAAAAUGAUCGUCUUUGGUGGCUCUUUAGGAUCCCGGCAAAUGAGCAAUGAUGUCUGGGUCCUUGACCUCGAGCAGUGGGCAUGGUCCAAGCCGAACAUCUCUGGCCCUAGUCCUCAUCCUCGAGGUGGCCAAUCUCAGAUUGUCAUAGAUGAUGCAACUAUCUUAAUCCUUGGAGGGUGUGGUGGUCCCAAUGCUCUAUUUAAGGAUGCUUGGUUGUUGCACAUGCAUUCAGGUCCCUGGGCCUGGCAGCCACUCAAGGUAGAAAAUGAAGAUCACGGGGCUCCAGAAUUGUGGUGCCAUCCAGCCUGCCGGGUGGGACAGUGCGUGGUGGUCUUCAGCCAGGCUCCUAGUGGGAGAGCCCCCCUCAGCCCCAGUUUGAACUCUCGUCCAUCACCUAUUAGUGCCACUCCUCCAGCCCUGGUCCCCGAAACCCGAGAGUACCGCUCCCAGUCUCCAGUAAGGAGUAUGGAUGAAGCGCCAUGUGUUAACGGCCGCUGGGGAACACUGAGGCCCAGGGCUCAGAGGCAGACUCCCUCAGGUUCCCGGGAAGGGAGCCUCUCCCCAGCCAGAGGAGAUGGCUCUCCCAUCCUCAAUGGCGGGAGUUUAUCUCCAGGAACAGCAGCUGUUGGUGGUUCUUCCUUGGACAGCCCUGUACAGGCCAUAUCACCAAGCACUCCGUCUGCCUCUGAAGGAUAUGACUUAAAAAUGGGACUUUCUUUGGCCCCCCGACGAGGGUCUUUACCAGAUCAAAAAGAUCUGAGAUUGGGGUCAAUAGAUCUGAAUUGGGACCUGAAACCUGCUUCUGGUAGCAAUCAUGUGGAUGGUAUGGACAACAGGACGGUUACAGGGAGUGUGAGACACCCUCCAGAACAGACCAAUGGUGUCCAUACCCCUCCACAUGUGGCCAGCGCCCUUGCAGGGGCUGUCUCCCCUGGUGCCCUGCGUCGGAGUCUGGAAGCCAUCAAAGCAAUGUCAUCCAAGGGCCCCUCAGCCUCUGCAGCACUAAGCCCUCCUCUUGGGUCUUCUCCAGGCUCCCCUGGGAGCCAGAGCCUGAGCAGUGGAGAAACAGUGCCCAUACCCCGCCCAGGGCCUGCCCAAGGAGAUGGACAUUCCUUACCCCCCAUUGCCCGCCGCCUGGGCCACCACCCUCCACAGUCCCUCAAUGUUGGCAAACCCCUGUACCAGAGUAUGAACUGCAAGCCCAUGCAGAUGUACGUGCUGGACAUUAAAGACACCAAGGAGAAGGGGCGGGUCAAAUGGAAAGUGUUUAAUAGCAGCUCUGUGGUCGGGCCUCCUGAAACCAGCCUGCAUACAGUGGUACAAGGCAGGGGCGAACUCAUCAUAUUCGGAGGACUCAUGGACAAGAAGCAGAAUGUGAAGUACUACCCAAAAACAAACGCCUUGUACUUUGUACGAGCAAAGAGAUAAUGUGUUCAAAACCCCUUUCCCCUCUGUGGCUUUUAAUUUGGAAUUUUCCAGUGUGUGAGCAUUUGGACUGAGAAUUGGGAAAACAGCAUUACUCCCCAAAACCAAAACUCCAAUUCCCAGCCUACUCAUGCCGGGCUGGGAUCAAAUCUCCAUUAAGAAAAAAAUUAUAUAUGAAAAAAAAAAUAUAUAUAUAUAUUAUAUAGCCAACUUUGUUUACAAAAAAGGGAGAGAGCUCCGUCCUGUUCAGAUAAAAUUGUUGCUGUGUUUUAGCAGAGGCUGUGCUGCCUUUUUCUACUUUGCUGUUAAAUAGACCAAGAAGUUAGGGAACAGACUAACAAUCGGUAAUGUUCCAAAAGAAACUGAAGAGCCCCUGUAAAUCUUUACGUGGCCUUCUCAGAAUUAGAAAACGGAAGGGCAUAGACAAGAUGCAAAGGAUUUCAGCCCCCGCCCCCGUGCUACAGGUGCUGGCAGGGUAAAAGUAACUUAAAGAAAACUGUCCUUCCCCUUCUCUUAAAACCGCAGAGGACCUGUGACAGCUCUGCAGAGAUGCCCUGUAUCUGGUUUCCUUCUGCCCUCUGACUGAGGGAAGUCCCUCAGCAGGGGAUCUGUUCCACAUGUGCCAGGAUCAUCUUGAAAUAGUGUUUCCGACAUCUGUCUGCCUAGUGUCCAUUGGUCUUUUGAGUGCUCCCUGCAUGUCUCAGAAAACGUGGUAUCUGAUUGUGGAAUUUUCUGACAAUCGUAUUUGGUUGCAAGUUGCCAAAAACCAUAUUUGUUCUCCUUUUCCUUCUUUAGAAUCAGUCCUCCUUGCUGCCUUACCCUGUUUAUAGGCUGCUUUAUUCCCAACCACCCCCAUUUUGUUUGUUUGCAUAUGGAUUUUUUUAAAGCUCUGAAACCUUUCUCACUGUCUUUUCUUUUACAAAGCUCGGGUGCCUGGAGAAAACAGAACACUUUCCCUGGUGUUACUAGGAGGCCAGUGUCAUGAAGAAUCCUUAAACCCUCAAGACACUGGGUUUCCCCUGUGGGCUUCUCUUACUUCCAAAGCACAUUGGGCACACCUGUCCAUGUUUGUGGAAUGUGAAAUUUGAUCCUGGAAGGGAAUCCUCACAAUAGUUCCUUCCAGAAAUGUUUUUUCCCCCUGUGACAUGUCAUCUGCCUGGCGACUGGGUUGAGCGUCAUGUUCUUGACCUUUGUGACACAUGGCUGACCUGGGGAGCAGAUCCAUCCUCUUAUUCAUGCAUCACCCAAGCAGGGCUUGGACUUAGACUUUGCUUCAUUUCUGAGAUAAGGUGCACCCUAGUAGCACAUUUUUUUGGUUAAAACAGAAAGUUGCAGGUCACUAGUCUAAACCAAGGCCUGGACAUAGGAGAUGUCAAAGUAAGUUUAUUUCAAGUGGCACCAUUAAAAUAUGGAUUUUUGGCAAUUUAUCCUCAGUGGAUAAAGGACUUUAAUUUUGUCCUUAGGGCCUAAAUUUUAAAACAUGUUUCUCACCCCCACGCUCGUUUUCUUGUUAGCAUUUCCCAAGCACAGACCAGGGCUGCAGCUGGCCCUGAGUCCUGGCUCUUAGCCAGCACUUAGCCGUCUGAUAAGUGUUUUCUCCGGUUACAUCAUGAUGAACCCUUCCCUUAGCCAUUUGCUCUGCCUUCGUGGUCUUUGUGGGACAGGCCCCUUGGUGCCAAGCCCAGCAAAGGCCCUUUCAUAGGGAGAGGUAUGUGUUCCAGAAACUGCUGUACGUGCUCCCUCAGAUGAGGAAACGACCAUGUGCCUACUUCCUGCAGUAUCCCACUACUCCAAGCCACGUACUCGGCUUUCCAACUCCCCCGCUCUGCAGCUGUGGCCAGUCCCUCCCUGGCCAAGACCAUCUAAUCAUGUGGGGUCUUGAUUCACAAAGCGAAGCCAGCCCAGAAGAUCAGCAAUUUCUGCAUUGCUGCUGCUACUGCUGCUGCUGAACCUUGGUCAUGACAUUGUGUUUGUGCAUGGACAGUGCCUCCAAACUUAGUCCUACUUCGAUAUCAACUACUCGGAAGCCUGAAAAUUCAGAAUCUCCACUUUGUAAUCUUUCCCUUUGUCCUGUGGCCUUCUUAACCUAGCUGUAAGCUGUUGGUUCCUUCUACUUUCCCCAAGUAGCAGGCAGCGGAAAUGCUGGUCCUCUUAGAAAAUAACCCAGUUGCUCUGAACUCCAUGGCACCCCAGUGUUACCCACGCUGCUGGGAACCAGACUGUCCGUUUACAGCCCUGAGAGAAAAAUCUGCCUCAUCCGCACCCGGUGGCUCCUGGGCACUGAGGGCCUUUGCUGUGGGAAGGCGACUCAGCACAGUCAAGGUGAUGGUCUCCUCAGCCCUGGCAAGGCCACACGCACAGUGAGACUUCAGGUGUCUCGGCUGAGGUGAGUGUGCCCACAGUGUCCUCAGAUCAGAUUUGACCACGACUCCGUUUCGAUGGUGAUAACAAUUUUGUCUUAAAAUUGACUGAAAGAAAGGAGACAAAAUACUUUUUUUAAACCCUCAGGAGCACCUAGCAAAUAUUUAACAGUAUUUAAGUAUUUAAAAUACAUCUUGUUUCUACUUGAAGCUUUAACCCUUCCAUUCCUGCAAGUGUGCCUUUGAGAGCCCCAGGUGAUAACUGUCUUCACCCGUCACCACAUUGACCUCGUGUAGGAAUUUUAGUCUCUUCUACCUUCUUGAACAGAGCUUCCUGUUCUCAUCCCACAUCGUGCAGCGGAGAGCGUUUUGUGUUGUCCCAGUUUCCACCCUUCCUCCACACUUGGAUGGUGGACUCUUCAACCCUGCCCUGCCCCCAUAUGUGGGAGCACCAAUUAGGUGUCAAAAGAAGUUUAAAUUUUGUUUUUAAGGCAAUACUGGGCUUACUCUCCUCCUACCCUCUGUGGGUUUGAUUUUAAUGUUUGAGUUGCAUAGCAAGAGCUGAAACCAUGAACUGUGUGGGAACUGUGUUGUAACUCUAAAGAAGAGGAGGAAGAAAGAAAUCCAUAUGAGAUGCUUGACUUUGAGGACAGAAAGCCACUGGCCUACGGAGAGCAAGGGGACAUCCCCUUCCUUCACCUUGUCUUUCUGGAUUUUCUUCUGCUUCGCUUGCUUCCUUCCCUUUCAAAGUGAUGUACCUGGUUGGUUUGUCUGUCCGUCCUUGUCCUUGUGGUGGUCCUGGCAUGGUGAUGUGCUCUGCUUUGCAUUAUCUAUGGUCUCACCAGCGCACAAGUCAGUGGGGAGGAUCUGAACGUGCCCGGGGGCCAGGAAGCCUAUGCUCUGGCAGCCUCCCUGGAACUGCAGAAGGCAUGUUCUGCAUGUCACCAGUGUGUGGCUCCCUUUCACCCUGUUCAUCGUGAACGUGAGCAGACCUUAGUGUUGGCUCUGGUGUACUCUCUCCCUGCUCUGCUCCCCUCCCACCAACCAGGGUUCAUGUCAGUGCACCCAUCGUGCCUGGCGAAGCUGGUGCUGUGAGUGAUGUUUCCCAUACGACUCAGGGCUGCCAGGUGGCUCCCCCUGAGACAGUCAUUUUAGGCACAUAACAGUGUAGGAAUGAAAUGGAUUUCAUGGAUAUUUAAAUCUGUCAAUUUCAUUUUUUGUUAAUGUUUCCCCCAAUGACUUUUUAGCAAUUUAACAAAUAAAACAAAAUGGACAGAA
Marmota flaviventris (yellow-bellied marmot) is the source of this 6229-nucleotide messenger RNA. RefSeq names its product F-box protein 42 (gene Fbxo42). NCBI's taxonomy places the organism in Eukaryota, Metazoa, Chordata, Mammalia, Rodentia, Sciuridae. Gene Ontology annotation, molecular function: protein binding; ubiquitin-like ligase-substrate adaptor activity. The record is from RefSeq and is a predicted model, not a curated record. Gene Ontology annotation, cellular component: SCF ubiquitin ligase complex.